Messenger RNA from Lasiosphaeria miniovina, 483 nucleotides. RefSeq lists its product as uncharacterized. Lineage: Eukaryota; Fungi; Ascomycota; Sordariomycetes; Sordariales; Lasiosphaeriaceae. The coding region runs from base 1 to 483 and encodes 160 amino acids. The record is from RefSeq and is a predicted model, not a curated record. The transcript has a single exon.
AUGGCACCGUCCAAUUCUGAAGUGGAGAGCGCCAUCAAGGCCACCCUCAAGACGCACCUCGACGACAUGCUCCGCGUCUUCAAGGACAAGAGCACCGCGAACGUGUCGCGGAUGCUGACGCCCGACGCCACCUUCACGCUCGCGCCGGCGACGCUGCUCAAGACCAUGGGCGCGCCGCCGACCUUCUCCAUGACCAACGCGGAGCGGGAGGCGCACUUUACGCAGCAGUUCCCCGCGCUGGCGAACGGGGACAUGGAGGUGCUCGAGACGGUGGUCGACGCCCCCGGCCGCAAGGCCGUCGCCCACUUCCGCGGCACCGUCACGCUCGUCAACGACACCAGCUUCACGCUCGAGAACGUCCUCAUCGUCCACUUCACCGACGACGGCACCAAAAUCAACAAGACGGUCGAGUUUACCGACGCCGCCACGACACUGCAGUUUGUCAGCGCCGUGCGCGAGAUCGCUGCUCCCAAGGGCCCGUGA